UCAGGUGCAACAACAACAACAAGUAGAACACACCAAUCAUGUGAAGAGUGGGACAUCACAGUUGGGCCUUGUGUUCAACAUAGCUCAGUAUUUGAGUGUGUUUCCCGCGCAUGUAAGUAAGUAGCUUUGAUUUCUUCUUCCUCCAUUGUUCCCUAGAACGAACGCCCUGCCCUCCCCUUUGCAGCAGAGGCCAGGCAAAAGCGCGCGCUUUCUGUGCCACUGGCUUCAAUCAGGUCCACCAAACGCAGAUAAUAAGAGCACCCGAGCACCGAAAAUUACGUCAUUAAUUCACUUGAACUCAGCUAGCGAACACACGAUGUCUGGAAGAGGUAAAGGCGGCAAGGGACUCGGAAAAGGAGGCGCUAAGCGUCACCGUAAGGUUCUCCGCGAUAACAUCCAGGGAAUCACCAAGCCCGCCAUUCGCCGUCUGGCUCGCCGUGGCGGCGUGAAGCGUAUCUCCGGGCUGAUCUACGAGGAGACCCGCGGUGUCCUGAAGGUGUUCCUUGAGAACGUGAUCCGUGACGCCGUCACCUACACCGAGCACGCCAAGAGGAAGACCGUUACGGCCAUGGACGUGGUCUACGCUCUGAAACGCCAGGGACGCACCCUGUACGGUUUCGGCGGUUAAACGCACUCUUCUCGGAACGUCAACAUCCCGACUUGAACCCAAAGGCUCUUUUAAGAGCCAC
Oncorhynchus mykiss (rainbow trout) is the source of this 689-nucleotide messenger RNA. Lineage: Eukaryota; Metazoa; Chordata; Actinopteri; Salmoniformes; Salmonidae. The record is from RefSeq and is a predicted model, not a curated record.